CGUGCCGAAAAUCGGAGAGUAUAGAAGAGUGUGGUUAUUUAUUUCUAACUAUGGCUGAUAAAGCGGAAAACAUUACUCAAAAUGGGGAUGUUGCACCCCCGAAGUCUGCAAAACAGUUGGCUAAGGAAGCUGCAAAACAGGCCAAAUUGGAUAAGCUAAAGCAGAAAUUAGAAAAGCAGCAAACUGCAGCACCAAAGAAGGACAAGGAUGAGAAGAAGGAAAAGAAAAAGGAUAUCAAGGAAGCUGCAAUGUACACAGUGCCUACUCCAGAAGGUAACAAAAAGGAUAUUUUAAAUCUACUGCCAGACGCCUACAGCCCAAAAUAUGUUGAAGCUGCAUGGUACAGUUGGUGGGAAAAGCAGAAGUUUUUCAAACCUGAAUAUGGGCGUAAAUCUAUUGCCGAACCAAACUCAAAAGGGACAUUUGUUGUCGUAAUUCCACCACCAAAUGUAACAGGUUCGCUGCAUUUGGGUCAUGCUCUCACCAACGCCAUUCAGGAUUCAAUUGUAAGAUGGCAUCGAAUGAGAGGGGAAACAACAUUGUGGAAUCCCGGAUGUGACCAUGCUGGUAUUGCCACUCAAGUAGUCGUUGAGAAAAAGUUAUGGCGGGAGGAACAGAAAACGCGCCAUGAUAUUGGAAGGGAAAAUUUUAUACAGAAGGUCUGGAAAUGGAAGGACGAGAAAGGUGUACGUAUAUACCAUCAGUUAAAAAAAAUGGGUUCCUCUUAUGAUUGGGACAGAGCCGCUUUUACAAUGGAACCUAAACUAUGUCGAGCUGUGACUGAAGCAUUUGUCAGACUGCAUGAAGAUGGCACAAUCUACAGAUCAAACAGACUUGUAAAUUGGUCAUGCACUUUAAAAUCGGCUAUUUCUGAUAUCGAGGUGGAUAAGAUUGAGCUUCCCGGUCGUACUUUCCUCUCCGUGCCUGGUUAUAAAGAAAAAAUCGAAUUCGGGGUAUUGAUACACUUUGCUUACCAAGUCGAGGGUUCAGAUGAAAAAUUAAUAGUCGCCACUACUCGCGUAGAGACCAUGUUAGGUGAUACAGCUGUGGCGGUACACCCCGACGAUGACAGAUAUAAGCAUCUACACGGAAAAUAUGUUGUACAUCCAUUUUGCGACAGGAAAAUUCCUAUUGUCGCAGACGAUUUCGUAGAGCUUGGUUUCGGUACAGGGGCGGUAAAAAUUACACCUGCUCAUGAUCCCAAUGAUUAUGAGGUCGGAAAACGACAUAAUCUGCCUUUUGUUACCAUUUUUGAUGACGAGGGUAACAUCGUGGGAGACUAUGGCAAGUUUACGGGAAUGAAAAGAUUCCAUGCAAGAAAGGAAAUCAUCAAUGUCUUGAAAGAAAAAGGUUUAUAUGUGGAGACUACAAACAAUCCUAUGGUAGUGCCGAUUUGCAGUCGCAGUAAAGACAUUGUAGAACCGAUGCUUAAACCUCAGUGGUACGUAAGCUGCGGGGAAAUGGCCGGCAAAGCUGUUAAAGCCGUCGAGUCUGGAGAUCUAAAGAUUAUCCCCGAGAUGCAUAUAAAGACCUGGAACCACUGGAUGGAUGGGAUUCGGGAUUGGUGUAUUUCUAGGCAGCUAUGGUGGGGUCAUAGAAUACCGGCGUAUUUUGUAACGUUGAAAAGCAAACCGACUAAGGAUGCUGCUUCAGCAUCGGAGGAUGAUAAUCGUUGGGUAUCAGGCAGAACCGAAGAAGAGGCUCUGAAGAAAGCUGCUAAGAAAUUUAACACUACAGAAGAUGACAUAAUUCUUAAGCAAGAUGAAGACGUCUUGGACACGUGGUUCUCGUCUGCUUUAUUUCCAUUCUCUAUAUUCGGUUGGCCGAAUGAAACAGAAGACCUUCGAGUUUUCUACCCGACUUCCCUCUUGGAAACCGGCCACGACAUUCUCUUCUUUUGGGUGGCGAGGAUGGUGUUCUUCGGCCAGAAGUUAUUGGGGAAACUACCUUUUAAGGAGGUAUAUUUGCAUCCUAUUGUCCGAGACGCUCACGGAAGAAAAAUGAGCAAAUCCCUCGGGAACGUGAUCGACCCGAUGGACGUAAUUACCGGCAUAUCCCUCGAGGACCUCCACAAGCAACUCUACGACAGCAACCUGGACCCCUUGGAGAUCGAGAAGGCCAAGCUGGGCCAGCGGCAGGACUACCCCGACGGCAUUCCGGAAUGCGGUACCGACGCGCUUCGCUUUGCCUUGUGCGCCAUGUGUUCCGGAAGAGACAUCAACCUGGACAUUUUAAGGGUGCAGGGCUACAGAUUUUUCUGCAAUAAAAUCUGGAACGCCACCAGAUUCGCCCUUACGUACCUUGCGGAGGAUUUCCGUGCGCCCGUAGAUAACAGGGUGAUUGGAAACGAGAGUUUGAUGGAUCUUUGGAUGCUCAGCAGACUAGCUACUGCUGUUGCAGAUUCCAAUAAGGGUUUCAGCUCUUACGAUUUCACCCUGGUCACUACCGCCAUAUACAACGUUUGGUUGUACGAACUCUGUGAUGUCUAUUUGGAAUGUCUCAAGCCGGUUUUUGCUAGCGACGAUGAAGACGCAAAGUCGACAGCUCAGAUAACCCUCUACAGAGCUCUUGAGGUCGGACUACGUUUAUUGUCUCCCUUCAUGCCCUUCAUUACCGAGGAACUUUACCAACGCCUACCUAGACAUGCCGAAGUAGUGGAAAAAAUUCCUAGCAUUUGCGUAGCGCCUUAUCCCGAUAGUCAGGAAUGCCGUUGGAAGAAUGACGUUAUCGAAGGCGAAGUGGAAUUUAUACAGAAAGUGGCCAGAAGCAUCAGGUCCGCCAGGAGUGACUACAAUCUUCCAAAUAAAACCAAAACUGAAGUUUAUCUGCAGUGCGGCGAUGAGAUCACGGCCGAAAUGAUAGUCAAUUACAGUUCCGCCCUGCAGACUUUGGCGUAUUGUUCAAAAACCGUCGUUAACGAGAAGGCACCCCAGGGUUGCGCUAUAAUCACCGUGUCGGAUAAAUGCGAGGUGAACUUACUUCUAAAGGGCCUGAUAGAUCCGACGAAGGAGAUUGGAAAAAUUCAGAAAAAACUGGACUUUUUACAGGGAACUAAAGAGAAAGUUACCAAAGCCAUGAGCGCAGCCGAUUACGAGUCAAAGGUGCCAGGGGAAGUUCAGCAGGCGAAUACGGAGAAGUUAAAUCAGACGUGCGUGGAAAUAUCUAGGUUAGAGGCAGCGUUACGAUCUCUGAGAUUAAUGUAAGCGAAGAAAUUUGACGGUCGUCGGUCUGAAGUGCAUGCAAUAAUAUGUUUAUUUAUAUGUAGCGCAAUUUUUAUUUAUUUUAUUAUAUAUACACGGUGAUUGUUAGUAAUCGUAAUUACUGCUAUUUAUACACAUUUUUUACCUUUUUUACCUAAGAACAAUCACACAGUAUUAUAGUUUAAGCUUUACCAUGUAUUCGGGUUUUACCAUUAUGAAAUAAAAGCAAUUGCCACUA
Anoplophora glabripennis (Asian longhorned beetle) is the source of this 3438-nucleotide messenger RNA. RefSeq names its product valine--tRNA ligase. Bases 51 to 3203 code for a protein of 1050 amino acids. NCBI's taxonomy places the organism in Eukaryota, Metazoa, Arthropoda, Insecta, Coleoptera, Cerambycidae. Gene Ontology annotation, molecular function: aminoacyl-tRNA deacylase activity; valine-tRNA ligase activity; ATP binding. The record is from RefSeq and is a predicted model, not a curated record. Gene Ontology annotation, biological process: valyl-tRNA aminoacylation. Gene Ontology annotation, cellular component: cytosol. The transcript is spliced from 12 exons.